Dermochelys coriacea (leatherback sea turtle) is the source of this 2281-nucleotide messenger RNA. RefSeq names its product solute carrier family 22 member 31 (gene SLC22A31). The coding region runs from base 25 to 1812 and encodes 595 amino acids. The transcript has 9 exons. The record is from RefSeq and is a predicted model, not a curated record. Gene Ontology annotation, biological process: transmembrane transport. Gene Ontology annotation, cellular component: membrane. Lineage: Eukaryota; Metazoa; Chordata; Testudines; Dermochelyidae. Gene Ontology annotation, molecular function: transmembrane transporter activity.
GGCGCUGCCCGGCCCGCCCGGCCCAUGGAGUUCGACGCGCGGCUGCUGCGGCCCGCGGGCGGCUUCGGGCGCCGCGCCCGGCUCCUGGCGGCCGCCAGCUGGGCCCCCAACGCGGCGCUGGCGCUGGGCUUCUUCGCGGGGCUGCUGCUGGCGGCGCCGCCCGCCCACCGCUGCCGCCCGGACCCCGCGCUGCUGCCGCCCGCGCUGCGCAACCUGUCGGGCCGGGCGCUGCUCGACGCCUCGGUGCCGCGGGGCCCCGCGGGCUGGAGCCGCUGCCUCCUCUACCGCUACGCGCCCGGCGCCGCGGGGCCCAACCGCACCGGGCCCUGCACCCGCGGCUGGGACUACGAGCUGCCCGCCGCCGGGCUGCGCUCCAGCCUCGUCACCCAGUGGGACUUGGUGUGCUCGGAUCGCUGGAAGGUGCCACUCGAACAGGCCACCUACCUGCUGGGCUGGCUCAGUGGCUGCAUUGCACUCGGCUUGGCCUGCGACAGGUUUGGCCGCCGUGCCACCUUCGUGUUCUCCCUGGUUCUGGCGGUUCCCCUGGGCAUCGGUGUGGCACUGGCGCUGAAUUACCUCAUGCUGCUGUUGCUGCGGCUCCUCCUCGGUGCUGCGCUGGCUGGCACCUUCCUCUCCCUCUACGUCGCGAGGCUGGAGCUGUGUGACCCUCCCCACCGGCUUAUGGUCGUCAUGGUUGCGGGGUUCUUCUGGGUUGCCGGGAAGCUGCUGUUGCCGGGCUUGGCGGUGCUGUGUCGGCAGUGGCGGCUGCUGCAGGGUGCCGUGACGCUGACACUGACUCUGCUGGUAACGUGCUGGGGCUGCCCGUCGCUGUUCCCAGAGUCACCCCGCUGGCUGCUGGCCACGCGGCAGCUGGAGAAGGGCAGGAAGGGUCUGCGGGCCCUUGCUGAGGGCAACGGUGUGAGCCUGGAGGAUGAAUUCUACAGCCAGGAGCACCUGUUAGCAGAGCUGGAGUGCGACGGGGCCCCUCUGCCGUGCUAUCACACACUUGGCGAGGUCUUCAGCACCCGAGUCAUCUGGAGAAAUGGCCUCAUCCUCGGCUUCACGGCGUUCAUCGGCAGCGGGACCCGGCACUGCUUCACCCGCAACCUGGCUCCCUACCUCCCCCAGUUCUACUUCUCCUACUUCCUGCUGGCGGCGCUGGAGGUCGCGGCCUGCCUCUCCCUGUGCCUCACCGUCAACCGCUUCGGGCGCCGCCCCGUCCUGCUGCUCUGCACCAUCCUGACCGGCAUCGCCUCGCUGCUGCUGCUGGCCCUGACACAGUAUCUGCUGAACUGGAUCAUCCUGACCCUCUCUGUCAUGGGCAUCGCAUGCUCGCAAGCUGUCACCAUGCUCAGCAUCUUCUUUGCCAGUGAAGUCCUUCCCACCGUGGUCAGGGGUGCUGGGCUGGGCCUCAUCAUGGCUGCCAGCUUCGUGGGCAAAGCAGCUGGGCCCAUCAUGGACAUCCAGAACAACCGGGGCUUCUUCCUGCACCACGUGGUCUUCGCCUCCUUCGCCAUCCUCUCCGUGCUCAGCAUCAUGCUGCUGCCCGAGACCAAGGGCAAGGGCCUGCCUGAGUCACUGCAGGAUGGUGAGAGUCAACGCCGGCCCCCACUCUUCCGCUCCUCCCGCCGCAGGGACCACCUGCCUCUGCUCUCGCCCCGCAGCGCCGGCCAGGCCCGCGAGGCCCAGGACUAUGCCCACCUCGUCACUGCCACCAAGAAGAUGCUGAGCUCCCACUGGCGCACCCCCCUGCGGGACAGGCAGCUACUGCUGGAGCCUGCCCCGGGCGGUGACCCCCAGGAGGAGACAUAGCUGGGCAGGGCUGUCUGUGGACUGUGCCCGGGGGUGGGGGGCAGCACCCAGCGUUACCUGCCCUGGCGCUGCAGGCGUCUCCGGCACCAGCUGGCGAUGUUGUUUGUGUGCCGUGCUUCCUAGGGCGCAUCGCACCGGCGCAGCCUCCAUGACACUCUCUGGGAAGCAGGCGCUAAUCCAUGGCUCCCUUCUGCUCGCCUGGAGGUGCACCGUGCUGGGCCCUGGCGUGAUUGUUAACGUGCCAUGCACAGCCUCGUACUGGCUGCCCCUGCCUCACUGGGGUGUUUGGGGGCUCCCACAACCCCUGCUGCAUAUCAGCCCUGCAGGGAGCGGGGCCUGGAAGAGAAAGUGCCCCCCACCCCCUCCUAAGGAGCCUGGCUGCAACGUGGGGGCUCCUGGCUUGGGGAACGCCAGUCCCUGUGCCUCCUGGCCGGGUGAGUGGCUCACCAAUAAAAUGUGCCUUAUUUCU